Messenger RNA from Caenorhabditis briggsae, 798 nucleotides. The record is from RefSeq and is a predicted model, not a curated record. The transcript has 6 exons. Bases 1 to 798 code for a protein of 265 amino acids. Lineage: Eukaryota; Metazoa; Nematoda; Chromadorea; Rhabditida; Rhabditidae.
AUGAGUUUUGAAAAGUAUGCACUGUUCUUAUCGACGAUUUUUGUCUCCACUGCUCAUGCGAAUUCGGGUGUUUCAAGGUUCAAUGUUCAGUAUUCGGAAAAUUUGGAUCGAGCCUUCUACAAUGACGUCAUCGUCUGUGUCGCCUGUUUCCACAUCCUCCCAGUCCUCUCUACUAUCCUAAUUGCCCUAAUGAUUCAUAAUCAUAUAAGAAGGAAAAUGGAGGAUGAGCUGCAAAAUGCGAAUAAAGAAUUGAAAGAGCUGAAAUCCAAAAUCCCCAAACCAAGUUAUAAAUGGACCACAAGCCGAAAUCUUGCAACAAACAUUGAAUUUGACAAGAAAGAAAAUAAUGAUAGUUUGAGUAACUGCAUCACUUUGGGAGCUGAUAAUCGGCAUGAGACACCAAAAAUUGUAGAGAAAUCGCUGGAAAUGGCAACAAAAACUACGCCAAAGAAUUCAACACCAACAGCAGGCGCUACAAAAAUUACUCCAAGAAAAGUUCCGGGAAUUUUGCCAAUCGAAUAUAAAUACAACAAUAAUGGUCCAAUCAUAUUCCAAACUCAGAAUACCAAAGAUUUUCAUUUAGUGCCUGAUCGAAAAGCUUUCAAAGAAGUGAAAAUCGAAAAAGUGAAAUGGGAUGAAGGACCAAUCGAAUUCUAUGAAACUGGAUUGGAUGUGGAUGAUGUUGAGUUAAAUACUCCAAGUUCGAAGGGUGUACCCAGUUCCACUAUUCUAACGGCGUCAAUCAGAGAAUUUCAUCCGAGUACUACGAAAACUAUAACGCAUUCUUCUAUGAUGUAA